Messenger RNA from Trichoderma harzianum CBS 226.95, 1078 nucleotides. RefSeq lists its product as hypothetical. NCBI's taxonomy places the organism in Eukaryota, Fungi, Ascomycota, Sordariomycetes, Hypocreales, Hypocreaceae. The transcript is spliced from 2 exons. The coding region runs from base 370 to 651 and encodes 93 amino acids. The record is from RefSeq and is a predicted model, not a curated record.
UCGAGUCGCCGCUGGACAAGAUCGAGCCAUACCAGCUCUUCAGGGCAACAUUGCUAAAGAUGCAACAAGACCAACCCCAAUUUUACGCAAACCUCGCCAGCCACCUUUCUGGUGAGGAGCAAGGCCUCAUUCAGGACAUUAUUGUGAAGGCAGAAGAGGUAGCCCAGGCGCAGCUCCAAGCACAGCAGGCUGAGAUGAUUGCUCCGCAUGCCGCCGCUAAUGGCGGUGCCAACUGAAAGCGAGCGAUUUGUGAUUCAUAGGAUGGGAAACAUUGGAUGAAAGAACAUCUUGUAUGGAUGCUGCUUUGUGGGGACUCAUGCAAUUACAACCCAGUGUCUCGGGCAAGCAAGCGUUACUGUUUAUGAGGAGAUGAACUUGAUGAUAUUCCCCUGGCAUGAACUGAUACGAGAGUGGGAGAAGGUGGGAAAUGAAAAAAAGAAGAAGAGAGAAAAAAAAAGAGAGAAAAAAAAAAGAAAAACGGCAGCAGAGGCAAACGAGGAAAAAAAGAACUCUAGACAAUGCAAAAAGCGGCUGAUGAGGGAGAGGACUAUUGAAGAUGGCGGAGGAAUGAAAGGAGAACAGCCGAAACCCCCCCCCCCCGGCGUAAUGAAAGGUAAGUCUUGCAGAAGGAAGGCAACAUGGCUGCUGUGAUUUGAGCAGUAGCGCAAGAGGAAAGAUUAUUUGGAUGGGGAAUUUAUUUUUAUUUAUCAUUUUUUCCGUGACUCAGGCGCAGGCUGGUGAUUUGCGGCCAUUUCGAAAGAGCACAUAAGGCAUUGGCAGACGGUGUUGAUGUGCGCCUGAUUAUACAGAGAGGAGGGCACAAUCAAGUAUGUAGUAGGUAGCUCGAUAGGUACACAGAUGUAUGCAUCGCGCAUCGUAUGUGCAAAUUAGUAUUUAUAUUCACAGGCAGCGCGUCAACAACCAGGAGAAGGGUUUCAAUUGUGUUGAGUUGCAGUUGUCGUUGAGGUCUGUUAUCAACAACUGAUAAGCCAUCAACAGCGGCCGCUUCGGCGGGCUCCGACCGCAAGAGCCACUGUUCACCGGGCUCAUCCCCACUGUAGGCCACUAGAAGCUCGGA